Venturia canescens is the source of this 801-nucleotide messenger RNA. RefSeq lists its product as uncharacterized. The record is from RefSeq and is a predicted model, not a curated record. The transcript has 2 exons. Lineage: Eukaryota; Metazoa; Arthropoda; Insecta; Hymenoptera; Ichneumonidae. Bases 153 to 623 code for a protein of 156 amino acids.
GCCAAAAUCGAACGGAUCCCAACGAUUAGUUGUUCAAUGAUUAGACUCUGUGACCACCAUUGCUUUGUUUUCUAUCUCACAAAAAAUGAAAACGUUCUAAUACUAUCAUUAAAUGCAAUAAUUUCGCGUUGCAUACUUUACUGUCGUGAAAAAUGAAGAAUCUCGUUAUUCUUUUGCUCGCUACCAUAGUCCAUGCUUCUUCCAACAAUUAUUCCAGAGGAUGCGACUGGGUAUACAUAAAAUGGACCGAAACAGAAUUUCACGAAAAAUGCAACUUUCACGUUUGUUCGAAACUACAAAACUUCUCAUUCGACCCCAAGGAAUCUAUCGGAGAAGCUCUUGUGAGGAAAAGAGAGAACAAAUAUGUGGAGGAGCCCCUGAAUUUUUCAAAGAAAACUGGCAAUCUCGGAUAUUACAAUAUAUCCAAGCAAGAGUCUAUCGGAGAAACUUGUGCGUGGGCAAAAGAUUGUAUGCUCAAAAUGGGGCAACCUCAUUGCAAUAAGACGACCGCAUUGCAUUUUUCAUGCAACUCAAUUGCUGCUUGUUUUUUCCUUUACUUGUGUGUAUUUCUCAUCUCUCUACUCCUGAUAUCCCCGUUGCUCUAUUUUCCGGGUAACGGAUGAUAGCUCUUACUUCUAAAUUACAAAGUGUUACGGAUGGCAGUUUUUAAAAGCCGACUGAUGCACAAGUUCAAUCACGAAAUAUCAAUACUUCGCAUCAUUUCUGUGUAUCUCCUGUAUAUUGUUUUCUAAAUAAAAAAAAAUAACAAGUUGUGAGAAUAAAAGGUACUGAAUUACUUUA